AUGACCGCAUCCGGACCGGAGAGCAAACGGGGUCCUGAUAUUGCUACAGUUGCUGUUGUACGAGCCAACAAUGAAUGUGAAAAUAAUGAUGUGGUCGAUGAAAUAGUUGAAUAUUACAAUUGUAGAUACUUAUCAGCAUGUGAAGCAUCAUGGAGAAUUUUUAAAUAUGAUGUUCAUUGCAGGUAUCCUUCGGUGGUCAGACUACCUUUUGAUCUUCUUAAUCAACAGCAGAUUUUAUAUGGCGAAGACGAUGAUAUUGACGAUGUUCUGGACAAACCUUCUGUUGCUGCUUCAAAGUUCACAUCUUGGAUGGAUUGUAAUGCAAUUGAUAAUGAAGCACGGGAACUUACAUUUGUUGAAUUUCCUACAAAAUUUAUUUGGAUAUUAAAUGGUCGGUUUUGGAAGCGAAGGAAAGUAGGAAAAGCCAUUGGUAGAAUUCAUUCGGUUUCACCUAAUCUUGGUGAAACAUAUUUCUUAAGGAUUCCUUUAAAUAAAGUUAAAGGUCCGACGUCAUUUGAUGAAAUUCGCACGGUAAAUGGUGAAACACAUUCUUCUUUUAGAGAUGCUUGUUAUGCACUCGGGCUAUUAGAUGAUGACAAGGAAUAA
This is a messenger RNA of Lactuca virosa, 606 nucleotides long. Lineage: Eukaryota; Viridiplantae; Streptophyta; Magnoliopsida; Asterales; Asteraceae. The record is from the annotation of a GenBank genome assembly.